Mya arenaria is the source of this 2014-nucleotide messenger RNA. RefSeq lists its product as uncharacterized. The transcript has 3 exons. Bases 43 to 1767 code for a protein of 574 amino acids. The record is from RefSeq and is a predicted model, not a curated record. Gene Ontology annotation, molecular function: zinc ion binding. NCBI's taxonomy places the organism in Eukaryota, Metazoa, Mollusca, Bivalvia, Myida, Myidae.
UGAUUAUGACUAAUUCUACUUCCGGGGACUCAUAAAACGAAAAUGGCGGACGACGACAGGAUAGCAAAUGCGUGUAGAAAUGACACAUUAGACCGUUGUAAAGUUGAUGAAUUGAAAAAGUAUUUGCGCAGUGUUGGACAGUAUGUAUCGGGAAAUAAAUCUGAAUUAAUCGAUCGAGUGAAGGGAGCAUAUAAACUGGGACUUGGGAAUGUUUAUGAUUUACAAGAAUCGGAUCGAUCUGCAUUCCUGAGGAGAGAAAAUGAACGGUUGCAGACUCCAAUAGGGGGGAAGAUGACUCAUCCAUCGUGUAUCGACAGUUGGAGUGAUGAUGUGUCAUUGAUUCCGGAUAUGACUGAGAAGGACAUUUAUAAUUAUUUCGUGUACAAGCUGAACACAAAACGUCAGUUGAAGUCAAAGGUCAUGUACGAGGAUGGGCACAUACACCGCGUCCAGGUUAACAACCCAGAUGAAAACGAGAGUCACUGCUUCGUUAGAUGCAAGGCGAUUCCUUCAAUGCCUUCAACAAACCAGAAACAGUGUCCUGACUAUGAUGUAUGGGUGAUGCUUUCAAAGAUGACUGGUUGCAUAAAUUCUGCUGAAUGCAGUUGCACUGCAGGGGAAGGCGAAGGCUGCAACCACAUAGCUGCCCUCCUGUAUGGCAUUGCAGACAUAACAGAGAAGAAGAAAGAUGGUAAACUUGCACCAACAUCAGUGAAAUGUAAAUGGAACAAUCCUAGGAAACGGAAAUUAACCCCCAAAAAGUCUCAGGACCUUACAUUUCAAAAGGUGAUUCAUGGGAAGCAAAGUGUAAAUAAAAAGCUGUCCGUGCCAGUUUUCAAUAUACAGAAGCCAGUUGAUGUGGACAAGUUUAAGGACAAACUUCUUGGCAUGGGUGCAAAUGCUGGGUGGCUGAAGAACUUCGAAGUGAAAACUGACUCCAUCUUUAUUCCCAAACUGAACGAAAUUAAUUUCAACUUUAGUGAUAGUGUAAACCUUAAAGACCCAAAACAAACUGAUUUCUUUAAUUCAUACUUUAAAUCAAUGCAGAUCACAGAAGUUGAUUGCAUGACAAUUGAGUGUCUAACGAGAAGCCAAGGCCAGUCCGAUUUGUGGGCACUAGCAAGGGAGGAGAGAUUGACGGCAUCAAACUUUGGGCGCAUAUGCAAACAAAAAAACACAACGGAACCAGAUUCUGUUCUAAAAGACCUGCUAAAGUACAGGACAUUUGAUACCAUAUACACAAAGUAUGGACGUAACCAUGAGAGUGUGGCGAGGAGAACAUAUGAAAAAACUAUGAGAAAAUCCCAUCCAGGAUUAAGUGUCAAGAAAUGCGGCCUGCUUGUGACACCAGAGUUUCCUCAUCUUGGUGCCAGUCCAGAUGGAUUUGUAAACUGUACGCAUUGCGAGAACCAUAAUGGCCUGUUAGAAAUUAAGUGUCCAGCAUCAAACAACUGGAAAAUGAAAGUUCCGGAAGAAUGUGCCAUUGACCCAAAAUUCUUUUGCCGUUUAGGUGCCGAUGGAAAAUUAUUACUGAAAAGGACCCAUAAUUACUACUACCAGGUUCAGGGACAACUUGGGAUUAGUGGCCGAAAGUGGUGUGAUUUUGUCGUUUGGACAUGCAUGGGUAUAUCAGUGGAAAGGAUCUAUGCGGAUAGUGACUUUUUCAAGGACAACAUGUUGCCAUUCUUGAAUGACUUUUAUGUGAAAGCUUUGCUUCCAGAAAUGUUCACUUGCCGUGUAAAACGAGGGUUAAAAUUGUUCACUUAAAAAUGAGGCCACAUUCUCCGACUUAUUCAUAAUGUUCAUCUGCAGAAAAAAAUGUAUUUUACUAGUUAGUAAUUAGUUUAUCUGCAAAAAAUAUGUUUUUCAAUAAGAUUAAUUUAACUAUUUAGUAAAAAUGGCAUUUUUAUAAUCAGUUAUGUGAAAUUGAAUCUAUUGGUACAUUCUCUAGACGCACUUUUUGUUAUUAUUUCAUUGGUACAUGUAUGUUUGCCUACACAUUAAAUAUUUCUGA